AUGACACCAAACUACGAAUCCUGGUCAAAGGAUGAGCUGAUCGCACGUCUCAGAGAGCUGGAGGCCAAAAAGCACCCCAAGUCAACUCAUUCACCAACAUCUAAGAAACCAUUCCAUUUUUCAUCCCACCCGAAGCGGAAGAUCGCUAUCAAGUUCUGUUACUCGGGGUGGGAGUAUAAUGGACUGGCAUAUCAAAACGGUCCUACGCCUCUUCCAACGGUCGAGGACGUCUUGUUCAAAGCCUUUGUAAAGGCAAGGCUCGUCGAUGAAACUGGUGGCUUGGAUGGGUGUGGAUGGGAGAAAUGUGGAAGGACAGAUCGAGGAGUGAGUGCUGCUGGUCAGGUAGUUUCGUUAUGGGUUCGAAGUGCUCUCCCCACCGAAACUUCUUCCAAGGUAACAUCAUCACCAUCGUCUGAGGAGGACCUAUCUACGGAGGACGCUCCCCAAAACACCUCACUCCAGUCUUCUGCAAAACACGAGCUCCGCUACGUAUCCAUACUAAAUCGCUUGCUCCCUCCAACAAUCCGCGUCUUAGCAUGGUCUUCCAUUUCCCCCGAUUUUUCCGCUCGAUUCAACUGUAAACACAGACAUUACAAAUACUUCUUCACCUCUCAUGGACUCGAUGUAUCUCUAAUGCAAUCAGCUGCAAACCAUCUCGUCGGCGAACAUGACUUUCGCAAUAUGUGCAAGCUUGAUCCAGGAAAACAAAUCACGAACUUUCACCGCUGUGUCAUGCGCGCACAGAUCAAUCCGCUCUCUCCAGAGUCUGACGGCGAUAAUCGAGUAUACGUAUUCGAUCUCGUAGGAUCUGCUUUCCUAUACCAUCAAGUUCGACAUAUCAUGGCUGUCCUUUUCCUCGUCGGAACAGGAGUUGAACAGCCAUCCAUUAUACCAGCUCUUAUGAACGUCUUUCAUGCAGAAUCAGAUUCAUCAACUAAGUCUCCGUUGCCACUGACUGCCCUUCCUCUCAUGCUUUGGGACUGUGCAUACGCAGAUUCGGAUGUCACAUGGCAAACAGAUGGCGACGGUACAGAGAGCGGCGCCGGCUCAGAGCUCUAUCACCAACUCCAUUCUAUCCAUCAACGCUCCCUCAUCCACACAGUCCUAGACGAGCACUUCCUCACAGCUGCCACUCAAUAUCAUUCUCCACCACCUCAAUACUUCCCUUUCAGUCAGACAGGACUGACACCUCAUACGCUCCCUCAUUCGAUGUCAGGCCGAGAACCGGUCCUUGGUGUCCCACUCGGCGCAGGGACGUACAAGCGCAGCGCAAGGUACAUUCCUUUAUUGGAGAGGAAUAGACUUGAUCACGUCGAUGUGGCCAACGAACGAUGGCGAAUAGGCAGGGGGAGCAAGUAUAGCAAACAAAAGAUGCCUGAUGACGGAACUGAAUAA
Molecule: messenger RNA, 1395 nt
Organism: Suillus fuscotomentosus
Lineage: Eukaryota; Fungi; Basidiomycota; Agaricomycetes; Boletales; Suillaceae
Product: pseudouridine synthase
Exons: 2
Coding region: 1-1395 (464 amino acids)
Biological process (GO): mRNA pseudouridine synthesis; tRNA pseudouridine synthesis
Cellular component (GO): nucleus; cytoplasm
Molecular function (GO): pseudouridine synthase activity; RNA binding
Source: RefSeq, a predicted model, not a curated record